Molecule: messenger RNA, 4072 nt
Organism: Caenorhabditis angaria
Lineage: Eukaryota; Metazoa; Nematoda; Chromadorea; Rhabditida; Rhabditidae
Source: the annotation of a GenBank genome assembly
AUGAGUCGUCGUUCAGUUCGCUCAUUACCACCCGAUACAACUCCAGCUCCUCAUGGAGACGUCUGCUACAAUGUUGAGGCUAGGGAUUAUGAUUAUGAAGCGCUUUUUGAGAUGGUUGAAGCUGAUUGCGAUUGUGGUAUUGAGAUGCAUCUUAUUGCACCGGUAAGAAUAUCGUGAAAACGUUCAGCGAGAAAAAAAUUUAAAAAAUUAAAAUUUUCCAGGCUUGCCAAAAAGUAUGUGAACACGUACUUCCACCGUUCCUUCAAAUCUCCGAAGACGCUUUAUUCGAUUAUGUGAUUCCGGGAUUGAUUUUGUUUAUUGUGUUUUGUGUGGGCACAAUUGGAAAUGCCAUGGUGAGCUAACGUAAAAAAAAUAAAAACGAAAAAAAAAAAAUUUUUGAAAAAAAAAAUUUCCCCCUCUCGUUUAUUUUCGUCGCGACGAGACCCUGCUGUUGCGCCUUUCAAAAACUACGGUUUUUUUGUUGUUUUUUUUCCGGAUUUUCGAUUAUUUGCAUGACAAAAAAACAGAAAUCAACCAGGUUAACCCUGUUUAAAGCAAGAAACACUAUAAAAACAAUUUUCAUGUGUUUCAUUGAGGAAAAACCUUUUUUUUCGGUUGAAAAUUCGAAAAAUUAGUUAUAAUUCACUUUUCUCAAGUUGAAUUCCUCGUUUUUAUCAGGAAUAGCCACCAAAAACGCUUUUUUUUUGUUGUGAAUCAAAGGCGCAUCGAUUUUUAAAAGAUGUGUGUCUCGCCGCGACGAAAGAACUACGGUAUAUAAUUUGUUUUCAAAAAAUAUUUUUCUCGUUUCCCAUUUUUCGGAUUUGCGGGCGGAGCAACUUUUAAUUUUUUUAUUUUGUGAAUCACUCAAAUUCCCAGGUAAUCUUCGUUGUAAAUCGUUUCAAAAGAAUGCGCAACGUAACCAACGUCUUUCUCGCCUCUCUAAGCACCGCCGACAUUUGUCUAAUCUGGUUUUGUGUUCCCAUAAUGUUCAUCAAAUACACCUCAAAUAGCUGGGGACUCGGUAGAUUCGCCUGCUAUUUCGUCCAUUAUAUUCAACAAUUCACAUGCUUCUGCUCAGUUUUGACGAUGACUAUGAUAUCAUUCGAGAGAUUUCUGGCUAUCGCUUAUCCGAUGAGGAAUAUUUGGAUAUCUUCGAUUGGUCGAGCCAAGAAGGCUAUUUUGGUUAUCUGGAUUUCAUCGGCGAUUUUAUCACUUCCGACUGCUCUACGAAUUGAAUAUACAGUUGUGCAAGAUGCGAAUAAUAAUGGGACAACAACAUAUUGGUGUGAAAGAAAAAUCCCGCAGAAUUUAUUCGGUUAUGAUAGCAAUUAUCUUGAUAAGAUUUAUGCGGUCUAUCAGGUAUAACGUUUUUUUAACGUUUAAAAACCAAAAAAGUAAUUUACGUAGGGUAUUUUUUUCUUAACACAUUCCCGACUGAAUACAGUGAAGCUAAAACGCAUUUUAGUGUCUAGAAAUGCUAUUUUAAGCUCUUUCAAGCUUUCAAAAUCAAAUUGUUGAUUUUCGAAAAUUUUCGAAAAAUUUUUCAAUUUUUUUCGGGAGAUGUGAGGCUUCAGAAGGUCUUAAAAUAGUAUUUCUGGACACUAAAAUGAAUUUUAGCUUCACUUUAUUCAGUGUGUUAAGAAAAUUGUGAAAAAUACUGUUCGUAAAGCACUUUUCUAGGUUUUUCAACAUUAAAAAAGGUUUUUUACUUCGUAAAUAACUGCAUUACUCAUCAAUUAUAUUCUAAAAGUACAAAAAAUAAAUAUUUUCCAGCUAAUCCUCUUGAUCCUCUUCCCCGUCUCAACAAUGUCAAUCUGCUAUGCGCGAGUCUCUGCAAUCGUAUAUCGCAGUUCGAAAGAUCGUGUGAUCCUCUCGCAAGCAAUGGUCGCUUUUUCGAAAGCCGCCACCGAUGCUGUCACGUUUAGCGGCUAUUCUGCGAUUCCGAUGAUAACGACUUCGAAAAAUCUGAAGACUGCGAAUACGACUAUAAAUAGCUAUACGAAGCAUCGAAGUAAUCGAGUCGCUGAGGCGAAUAAAAAACAGGUGAGAAAGGGGAUAUAUUUGGAAUGAAGUUUGAACUUUUUAGGAGGUAUGGGUUUCAUUUUCUAGAAAUUAUAAAUUUUUUGAAACGUAUAAAAUUAGGGAUGAGCUUGGUCAAUCAGUAAAAAAAUUCCGAAUUAAAGCUGAGACGAGCUGAGAAAUUCUUGUGUUUUCAAAAUUUCAAAUUGCCUCCACGGUUCGGUGUGUGCAAACACUGCGACGCACUUUUGCGUACAGGAAGAUUUGAACUUUCACGAUAUUUCAUCUCUAUCUUUUGUUUGGUUCAAGUUUAGCCCAGAGGCUUCGUGGGUGGUCUCGGAAUAGCUGUGAGACAUUUUUUAUCCAGUGAAAAAUCUUUCUGAAACUUCAGAUCCAGACAAUUCUGCAAAAUUUUGGCUAAAAAAUUUUUAAUGGUUUUUAAUGCUCCUGAACAAGGUAUAUAAAAUCCAUGCGAUUGAUAAAAAAAUCAUUUUUUAGACAGCUAACAUUUAAAUAUAUAAUUCUUGAAACGUAAAAAAUCAGGGUUGAGCUUAGGUUGUAAAACUGCUUUUGAGAUAUUUGCAAAUAUUCUAGUGGAAAAUUUUCUGAAACUUCAGAUCUAGAAAAAAUCCAGGCACACUUCUUCCAGCUCGCUAUUUUCUAAUCUUCUAAAAUUUUGCAGAUUGUUCAAAUGCUAAUCUCUAUCGUUGUAAUGUUCACAUUUUGUUGGCUUCCCACAAUUGUCGACGAGCUUUUGACAAGUUUCGGAUUUCUUUGUCGAACGUCAAACACUCCACUGCUUCGGAAAAUGCGAAUGGGGUUCAAUUGCCUGGUAAUUUUUGAAGCUUGAAUUUAAUAACAAAAAUUUUCUAAUUUUUUUUCAGACAUAUUGUCAAUCUUGCAUAAAUCCGAUCCUCUACGCGUUCAUCUCUCAAAACUUCAGAUCCACGUUUAAAACCGCCUAUUCAAGAAUGAAAAAUCGACUACAGGUGGGGCAAUUUCAGCAGAAUGUGAUUUGAAAAAAAAUCUGAAAUCCAGGAAUCUCUGAUUUUAAAUUAGCCGAUUAACGAAGUUCGGGAACCACGGUAUUUUAAAAAUUUGUGUGACAUUUUUUCCUAGAAUGCAUGGUUUUGCUAACAGCAUUUUUCGAGUGGCUUUUUUUUACAGGGAGCGAUGUUUUUGAGCUCAGGGGUGGGGAACCUGGCCUCAUGUUGGCUUUGGUGGUAAGAACAUAGGCCAUGACAGGUUCGCGUGACUAACCUGGCUACCUGACCAAGUUUAGGCAAUGUUCAAGGACAGAGUAACAUGAUGCCAUGACAUUUUCCCCCACCCCUGGCCUAAACCUUUUCGAAAACCAACCAAAAAUUCCAGGGUGUCGAAGAAAUGCGGUCACGUAUGGGUUCAUGUAGUUCUGCAAGUAUGAUGAGUACUCGAAAUCAACACCGCAUCUACGGAAGUAGUUUCAACACUCUAACAGUUCCCGGUCGAACAAUGAUCACACCAAAUAUGUCAAGAGAUGUCUCGCAAUUAUCCCUCUGCCGGCCAGGUUCACAAAUGUCAUUCAACCGUUCAAAAAGUCCAAUCUCACAUGAUAUGCCAUCGACCGCCUUCGGAAGACAUCGCCCAAGAAGUCCGACUGAUGUGUCGAGAGAUUCUGGAAGACCGAGAAGUCCGACUGAUUUAUCCCAAAGUACAAAACCAUCGAGACGAUCUUCUUCGAUUCGCCCAAGAAGUCCGACAACUGUCUCGCAAAUGUCUAUGGUUGUUAGAUCAAGAAGUCCGACCGGAAAUUCUGAUUGCUCAUCUUUAUUGCCAUCUAGGUAAGGACCCAGUCGAAAAAUCUCGAACAAAAAGUAUCGAGUUACAUAUCAUGUUCCUGGGCGUUUGUGUUCUGAACAAACCCGUGUCAAAAUUCGAGUGAUGUUUCAGAACCCGCUCACCAACCCUCCAAUCCACAACUUCUGGCCAAUCUCGCGGAAGCAUCGAAAGAACCGCUGAUCGUUUGAGUGUUCGAGACGCCGUCCGACCAAAAACUCCACCAUGCUUUGUCUAA